This is a messenger RNA of Haemonchus placei, 1266 nucleotides long. NCBI's taxonomy places the organism in Eukaryota, Metazoa, Nematoda, Chromadorea, Rhabditida, Trichostrongylidae. The record is from the annotation of a GenBank genome assembly.
AUGAUGUCCGGUCGGAAAGUCCAGAAAGUUAUGGUGCAACCCAUCAACCUCAUUUUCCGUUAUCUUCAAAAUCGAACCAGGAUCCAGAUUUGGUUGUAUGAAGACGUUACUCAUCGCAUUGAGGGUUAUAUUGUUGGAUUCGAUGAGUAUAUGAAUGUUGUAUUGGAUGAAGCUGAAGAGCUCAACGUCAAGACACAAAGCCGCAACAAACUUGGUCGCAUCUUGCUCAAAGGCGAUAAUAUCACUAUGAUUCAUGCCGUUACUAAGAGAUUCUGCUUACCUCACUUACUAAAAGGGAUGCUUCUCGUUGUGGCGUUACUAUUUCUCCCACACAUCGUGCUGGGCAUCCUGAAUACAGGUGUACAACUUCGGAUAGAGGAACUCUUCGAUACUCCGGGUCAUACCAACAACUGGGCUGUCCUUGUAUGUACUUCUCGGUUCUGGUUUAACUAUCGUCACGUUUCCAAUGUCCUAGCUCUAUACCAUACUGUCAAACGACUGGGUAUACCUGAAAGUAACAUCAUUCUGAUGCUAGCCGAAGACAUCCCAUGCAAUCCAAGAAAUCCUCGCCCAGGUACGGUGUACGCGGCACGUGCCGGAAAUAAUCUCUACGGAAUAGAUGUUGAGGUGGAUUAUCGAGGAGAAGAGGUGACCGUGGAAAAUUUUAUCCGCCUUCUCACAGGACGUCAUCACCCUGCUACUCCACGGUCGAAACGAUUGCUAACUGAUCAUCAGAGCAACGUGUUGAUUUACCUGACUGGCCACGGUGGUGAUAGUUUUCUGAAAUUCCAAGACGCCGAAGAAUUAACAAAUGUCGAUUUAGCGUAUGCCAUCCAGACGAUGUAUGAAGAUAACAGGUAUCAUGAAAUGUUCCUAAUUGCUGACACUUGCCGCAGUGCUUCCAUGUAUGAAUGGGUGUCGAGUCCUGGAGUAUUGUCGACUAGCAGCAGUUUGACACAUGAGGAGAGCUAUUCGUACGACGUGGACGACGAAAUUGGUGUUUAUGUCAUCGAUAGGUACACACAUUUUACCGUAGCAUUCUUGAAUCGCGAAGUGAAAUCUCUGAAUUCCACUGCCACAAUGCAAGAUUAUCUCGAAUCGUGCUCUCGCCGCCAGUGUCUGUCAACAGUUGGGGUACGCAAAGAUACUUACCCGAAGGAACCAUCCCGGGUACGUGUAACUGAUUUCUUCGGUUCGUCCCGAAUCAUUCGUCAUUUAUCCGAGGAAAUCGAAAUCGAUGACGAGUGGUUGAAUAUCAGCAAUUAG